AUGUGACGGAGCCCGAGCCGGACGCCACCUCGGAGGGCAGGAGGAAGAGCGGAGCAACGCCCAGCCCGCCGCGCUCGGCAAGGUGAAGGCCAGGUGGGGCGGCUCCGGCGGGGCUUGGGUCGCUGAGCCGAGGAGAGUCGACGCCAGGAGCCGAGGGGCUUAGCCUUCUAAAGAUGGGGAGGAAACUGGAUCUGUCCAAACUGACAGACGAAGAAGCCAAACAUGUCUGGGAAGUGAUUCACCGGGACUUUGAUCUACGCAAGAAAGAAGAAGAACGUUUAGAGGAGCUGAAGGGCAAGAUUGAAAAAGAAAGCACCAAGCGAGAACUGCUGUCGGGUCAGUCCCGCCUCCACGAAACCCAUUGCAUCCACUGCCUGCAGCCCUUCAGGUUCCUGGUGAACAGCAAGUGCCAGUGCUUGGACUGCCGUCUCUACACCUGCAAAAACUGCAGCAGUUACAAUAAAAAGGAACAAGGGUGGGUGUGUGACCCGUGCCACUUAUCCAGAAUUGUGAAGACUGGAUCUCUGGAGUGGUAUUAUGAACAUGUGAGAUCCCGGUUCAAACGAUUCGGAAGUGCUAAGGUGAUGCGCUCUCUCUACGGGAGGAUGGCACAAGGACAGAAAACGAAUCCUGCCUUGUUCGGUCCUGGCAGGGGGCUUGGUUUUCAGGACAGAGUAUACAGCUUACCAGACAUCCACAGUGAUUACCAGCUCCACAAUGGAAACGAUGGGGCCAAUGACCGUGGGGGAGGUGAUGAGUCCGAUGAUGCUCUUGAUGGUGCCAAGGCUGAGUGUUAUGCAAGGAUGCGCAAGACGAAGCGGCUGCUGUCUGUCCACCCCUUUGACUUCGAUAUGGACUCUGAAUAUUCUGCUCAGUCGCGACGUCAUUCUGUGCAGAUUUCACCCGGACCCUUCAGCCUUCAGACCUUUGCAGAAUUUCCAGCUGCUGAAGAAGAUACUUCCUGGAAGGAGUCCAUGGUAGCAGAAGCAGACCUGGCCGCCACGUUCCAGCAUAUACUACAGGAACAAGGGCAGCGCUCAGCCCCUCCGAAGCAGGAAUUCAGCACAGAGGUUCAGCUCACGAUGAACUCACGUACUAAAAGCCUGGAAAGGACCCCCAAGCCUGGUAGCCCAUGGAAUGAGCAGAACAGAUCCCAGUACUCAGCUGAUAUGGACACUUCUGAUGAAGAUGUGAAGGGAGCCCCAAAAUUCUUGGCCCAUCAACUGCAUCACACCAAACGCAGGAGCCGAGCUUCAUCCCAAGAGAACAUAAAUCACUCUGGAAAUCAGAUACUGGAACUCAGCAAACGCAUGUCAGCUAUCGAACGCAUGCUGAACCGUCUUGAGGAAAAGAUCCUGGUUCACCCAGAAAAGCCUCCCGCUCCCGAAUUCCAAACUGAUCCCAGCAUAGAAGAGAAGGAAUUGAAAAGGAAACUGGAAGAACUGGCAAGUAACAUAAGUGACAAAGGUGUUUCCUCCGAAGAAGAAGAAGAAGAGGGAAAUAAAAAGGAAGAGCCCAAACCAGAAAUGAGUUCAUCCAGUGAUGACCUGCAUACUGGCACACUGAAGGUGUACAUAACUAGUGGGAAAGUCUGUGGGCCAGAGAAGAAGUAUCCGGAUGACCACACGCGGCACGGUGCCACCACCGAUUCCGAGCUGUCGGAGCUGGAAGACAGAGUGGCUUCUGCACUGGCUGAAGUGCAACACACAGAGAGCGAGGUUUCUGAUAUAGAAACCAGAAUAGCAGCUUUGAGUGCUGCUGGACUGACAGUCAAACCAGCGGAAAAAUCCAAGAAAAAAUCAAGUACCCAGGUUUUUACUCUCCAACUCCCCAGAGGUGUACAGCCCUCACAGCCCCCUUUGGAGGAUCUCAGUUCUGACUCUGGAGCAUCUCCCGACAACUACAAAGUGAUGUCUAUGCCACAUAUUUUGAGGAGAAAAUUCCCCACUUCCCUUGAAAUUACAAGCAAUGCUGACUCCUUCACUCGGAACUCCCAUUACAGAGGAUCUUUGACACAGCGCAACCCCAAUGGAAAAAGUAGGAAAGCCGAUCGCAUCUUUGCGAAGCCUGUGAUGACCCAUCGAUCAUGAAAGCCGUAAGGUCCCUCUACUCGGAGGAGAGACCUCCACAGAAGGCUUCACUCCUGCAGUUUUGUCUUCCCUUUCUCGCGUCUGCCUGUGUCUGGAAACAGGAAAGCAGCAUGUUAGCUGUGAAAGUAGCACCUUAAUGAAAUUAGCUUCCUAAAUUCUCUACAAAGCAACAUAACCCCGCUUAGUGUAAAUAUUUUUUCCUCUCGAGAUUACAGAUCCACAUGUGUUAUGUAGGACUAGUAUGUAAAAUGCAUAAAUUAGUGUGUGGAUAUUUGGCCAAGUGUAUCUCCGGUCACAUUAUCAAGGACACUUGCCCUGUGUUUAGUUUUAUGGAAAAAUAUGUAUUUUUGCAAGUUACUGGGCUUUGAACAGCCCUGAACUUAACUCUGAUUUAGGAGGCAGAGCGUGGCUGCAGCCCACUUGGUCAGAUACCCCUAAUGCCUCUGACCAACUGGACUCUGGCCUGCUUGUGGAAGAGUAGACCACAAUAUUUGUUUUUGUCUUAAAGGGACCACAGACUUCAUUUUGAUCCACCAGGAUAAUGUGGCUCUUCUCUGCUAUGAGCUCAACCAGGCUGUGUCGCACGCGUGUGUUAAGAGAGGCUUUGUGCGCCAGUGUGCCAAAGAGAAGGCGGCGCUGUCAGUGGCUACAUGCCUAGGAUUUCCCACUGGAAAAUAAAGAUGCAGAACCAAGCAGAAAAGAACACAAUGACAAUAGUGUUUUCUUGCAUGUGGCUUCCUGCCUCUGAGGACACUUAGCCCUUUCCCCCUCAUCUUAUUUCAUCAUAUAAAAUCUUAGUGUUUGCAGGACCGUAGGCACUGAAAGAGAGUCAAAUUUGCCAGCGCUGAGAUGGGAAAAUAAUCCCAUAUUCUAGUUCAGGGCUCCCCAAAAUUUUUGAGCCUGCGGGCACCUUUUGAAUUCUGACACAGUGUGGUGGAUGCAGCCACAAAAUGUCUGCUACUACAUGACUGCCACAGGAGACAAAGCCAGCCUCAAAAUGGCUUCCACAGCUUACCUUCAGUCACACAGUGAAGAUCCUUCUGCAGUGGUUAUGCCAAAGCAACAUUUUUAAAGAUCAGCACAGCCAAUCAAGUCUCCAAAAGCCAAUCAGAAGCCUUGCUGGGCAAAAGCCCCACCAGCUCUCCCUCUCUUUCUAAAAACAAUUGAUGGCCACCAGGAAAGGUGUCCCAUGGUCCAUGGGCACCAUGUUGGGGACCCUGUUGUGGUUGCUGAAGCAAAACCUUUUUGAAGACCAAGAUGAACUCUUCUCUCUCUUUCUCUCCUGUCCUAUCCUCCUGUAUUUAUAUUCAGAUCAAGCCCUGCAAUUAAAACUAGCAUUCCUUUCAACGUUUGUCAGUUCUCCAUAUUUCUAAAUUCUGACUGUUUUUUAUGAAGCCCAAAUCUUACUACUGCACCUCAGCUUUGCUUUAUGGACAGCCUUUGCUAAAUCUAAAAUGUAACCCAAAAUUGGGCUUCUGACUUCAAAUUCUAAUGUUUGAGAGGUUUGGAGUGUAUGUGGAUUUUUUAAAAAGCACACAGGCAAUCUAUAUAUACAUUUUUAUGCUGCCCUCCCUCCAAAAAGUUCAGAAUGGUCCCAUUCCAACCCCAAGCACACCCCAUUCCCAGUCUGUGCAUUUAUUUGCACCACAUAAUUGCAUUGAUACAUCCCACAUCCAAAUUCCAGGGAUUACAUCAUCAGGUCGUCCCUCCCCCCACGCUUUGGAUCGCUAGGGGAUAUUAAAGAACUCCCUGAGGUAGAAAAUUUCAGUUGUGCCUGAACACACAGCCCGUGUGCCUAUUAUGCACUGAAACCCCCGGAAAUCUAUUAUUCCAGGGUCUAUCGGGAUUCAUACCGAAAGUGAUCACUCCCCUCUUCAGUUAACUCUCCAUGGCAGUUCUAUUUCAACCCCAAUGUCAACUCCUUUAGAUGAUGACGUAUCUCAAAGUUCUAUGAAAAGAAUUAAAUGGACUGCCCAAACAGAUAGGGAAUUACUCUGUCUACUUCAAUCUGACAGGAUGUUAGAAUUCAGAACAA
Molecule: messenger RNA, 4125 nt
Organism: Eublepharis macularius
Lineage: Eukaryota; Metazoa; Chordata; Lepidosauria; Squamata; Eublepharidae
Gene: MLPH
Product: melanophilin
Exons: 17
Coding region: 174-2090 (638 amino acids)
Biological process (GO): intracellular protein transport
Cellular component (GO): cortical actin cytoskeleton
Molecular function (GO): actin binding; small GTPase binding; myosin binding
Source: RefSeq, a predicted model, not a curated record